Eucalyptus grandis is the source of this 1665-nucleotide messenger RNA. Its product is annotated as esterase GA18864. The record is from RefSeq and is a predicted model, not a curated record. Gene Ontology annotation, molecular function: calcium ion binding. NCBI's taxonomy places the organism in Eukaryota, Viridiplantae, Streptophyta, Magnoliopsida, Myrtales, Myrtaceae. The transcript is spliced from 8 exons.
UCAUCGGCGCUUGCAUCGACGAACAUAAAUCGCUCGUCUUGUCCGAAGAAAUCGACCGCGUCUCUCUCUCUCUCUCUAGAAGUUUCUCUCUCUUCCUCUCCAUCUCCUUUGUUGUUUCGAUUUAAGAAAAUCAGGGUGAUAAGGAGGAGGAAGAGGAACGAGGUUUUCCGGAGAGAGAGAGAAGAAAAUGGCGGAUCAGCUCACCGACGACCAGAUCUCCGAGUUCAAGGAGGCCUUCAGCUUGUUCGACAAGGACGGCGAUGGUUGUAUCACCACCAAAGAGCUUGGAACUGUCAUGAGGUCGCUGGGGCAGAAUCCUACUGAGGCAGAGCUUCAGGACAUGAUCAAUGAGGUAGAUGCUGAUGGGAACGGGACUAUUGACUUCCCGGAGUUCCUAAACCUGAUGGCUAGGAAGAUGAAAGACACUGACUCCGAAGAAGAGCUGAAAGAGGCAUUCAGAGUUUUCGACAAGGAUCAGAACGGGUUCAUAUCUGCUGCCGAGCUCCGCCAUGUGAUGACCAAUCUCGGGGAGAAGCUCACUGAUGAAGAGGUUGACGAGAUGAUUAGGGAGGCUGAUGUAGAUGGAGAUGGCCAGAUAAACUAUGAGGAGUUUGUGAAGGUGAUGAUGUGUGUAUCGGUUCUCUGCUUCAGUUGCGGUGAGAGUGCUUUCAUUUAAGGGAGGAGCCAAGUGCAACUAACAAAAUCAAUGGAGGUUGCGCAGGAGAAGGAGAAGAAGAUGAAGAUACUCUGCCUCCAUGGGUUCAGAACCAGUGGCAGCUUCUUGAAGAAGCAAAUCAGUAAAUGGGAUCCUUCCAUUUUCGCUCACUUCGACAUGGAUUUCCCCGACGGGUUAUUUCCUGCAGGAGGCAAAUCCGAUAUCGAAGGCAUCUUUCCACCACCCUACUUUGAAUGGUUCCAAUUUGAAAAGGAUUUCACGGAGUACACAAACUUGGAAGAAUGUGUCAAGUAUCUGUGCGAGUACAUUAUGAGCAAAGGCCCCUUCGAUGGUCUACUCGGAUUCUCUCAGGGUGCCACACUCUCGGCCCUUUUGCUGGGUUACCAAGCACAGGGGAAGGUAUUGAAGGAUCACCCACCACUGAAGUUCUUCAUAUCUAUAUCGGGUUCGAAGUUCAGGACUCCAGACAUAUGUGAUGUUGCCUACAAGGACCCAAUCAAGGCGAAGUCGGUCCAUUUCAUUGGAGACAAGGAUUGGCUGAAACUGCCGUCGCAGGAUCUGGCGACCGCAUUUGACAAUCCCCUAAUCAUCAGACAUCCCCAAGGCCACACCGUCCCAAGGCUAGAUGAGACCACCGUUGUGCAGAUGCGCGGUUGGACUGCUGAAAUACUCCUCCAAUACAGCAGCAGGAACCUCGAAGCAGGGAAGACCGACUCUGGCGACACUCUGAAGGUCCAGAAUGCAGCGGCAAAUGGGAAAGUUGACAAGGAGGUCGAGAUCGUGGAGGCAGCAAAAGCCUGAAGAACCUGGAAGGGAAAACAAGCCGGCCUUCCUCAUCCCUGUCCUGUGUGGAAGCCUAAGUCAGACACUGCUUUCUGAGGCUGUGUGAACUUGUGUGGUGAUGGUAAUUGGCAAUGUACCUCGUCCAUUAUGAUGGGAAUAAAUUUGCUCUUACAUACUAUUCACGUCAGAGUGUUUUCUGGCACCAA